UCUUCACGACCACCAGAGGGACAGAGACGACCCCCUAGCAACAGUGCGCGCAGUCGCAGAAUAUACCAGGAUGUGCUGCGUAAUCCCAGAAUUACCAAGAUAUAAAAAGGGACCCUGGUGGGGGUGAGGCGUGCGCCAUUGGCGGAGCUGAGACUCCCCGGCUGCCCAGCGCUGUUCUGCUUGCUGUUGCUUACUCAAUAAAUUCCUUUCUAUUAUUAAUGCAACGCUCUCUGAAAAUUAAUUAAGGGGGCAACUUAUAACAAGCGAUAGGACCUGAGGGAAUGGCUUCAAGCUGCAACAGGAGAGGUUGACGCUGGAGAUCAGGAAAAGGUUCUUCACUGGGAGGGUGUCUGCGACAGCCCCGCAGUGAUGUCAUGCUUGAGGUUGGAGUGGGACCCCUUAUGUCACAGUGACAGCUGCCAUAUUGCCACAUGCACUGUCCCCGCUGCACAGAAGUGCAGAGGAGGAGGAGAGUGGAGAAGGAGUUUCCUGUUGAGAAUCCCCACCACAAGGAUGCAAUUUCCCUUUGUCAAGCUCCCCGCGCUGCGGGUGCUCGGCCUGGAUGGUAAGGCCUUCAGGAGCUGUGCCACCGGUGUUAUUGAGUGAUAUCAGUCCCCAACAUUGCAGCUGCGGGGAGGGCUGGGGAGGAGUGCAGGAGGCCCCAAGUGGUUGUCCCGUAUGGCUGAAGGGUGACAGUGGCAGGAAAUCUGUGGUGACACUUCCCCAGGGAGAGGGUCAGCUCUGGAGAUCAGCAUUGGAAGGGAAAGGGAGAGAAGGGCAGAGAAAGGAAGGACAGGGGAACCUGUUGUAGGCUGUCUGACCUCCCCGCAUUUCUAGAAACUUCCUGAAACACAUGUGUUGGCAAUCUGGGCUUUCCUUGCAACCAGCCACAGCCUCUGGCUGUUCCCCGCUGGCUCUUCUGGUCUUUCCAGAUGGGCAGAAGGGGCCUGGAGCUGGGGGGCCACUUCCCCUUGCAGACACCAGCUGGUGGGAUGCCAGUGCCCAAGUCCCUUCUGCUGCCCCUGGCUGAGCCCAGCCCUCUCUCAGGCUCACCCUGAGGCUGAGAGCCUGAAGGCAGCCAAGAGUUCAGCCCUGUAGCCCCUACCUGCAUUUGCUCCGGCUGACACCUCUGCCAACCGCUGCGCACUCCAGCUCCGUGCUUGGGCAGGAGCUGAAUGGAGGUGGGCUUGCUGGCCUGACGUGUCUCUCCCUUGCUUUUCAGAUGUCAUAAGAAUUUGGGACGGUGUGUCCCAGUACAUGCUCCAGCAGUUUGCACUGAAAAAGGGUGUAGCUGUAGAUGUGCUUGGCGUUUUCUACAUACUGCAGAAGCACAGCGGCGAGGUGAACAGGGACAUGGUUGUGCCCAGGUUUCACCUGUCAGAGAGGGUCGCACGGGCGCAGGGGCUCAGCUACACCAACAGCGACAUCCCCGAUGACCUCAAAGUUGUCCCCCUGGACUAUUCUGAAUUGUCACAAAAGACAUCCAUUCCCGAGAAGCUGGUGAAGGAGUGUGUGAAUGACAUCGUGGUACUCUUCGCCUGGGGUGCCGGACUGGGGGAGGAUUACGACCUUGUUUUCAAGGGCAUCGGUUCUCUGAUGAGCCGAAACAAGAUCCUCACGAUGAGAUACCACCCAGAGUUUCUCCUCGCCAUUGAUGGGACUGGAACUGUCUUAGAAUGUCUGCUCUCCAACCCACGGACAAAGAUUUGCGUGCUGUCAGGCAAAGAACCUGAUCCUUUCCACGUGCGUCCUGGUGGGAUCCGCGUGCUUCCGACGUUUAAGAUCAAGCUACCCCCUGGCAGAAAAGCUGGAGAGCUUUCCUCCACCGAGCGAGACAGUGAGAAAGAAAAGGUGUCUUCUUUCCCAGGGGCAGGCAGCCCUCAGGCUAAGCAUCCCCGCCACCAAAAGAAACGUCCACUGAGCAGACUGAAAGCGGCAAAGGACGAGAAGGGGCAACAGGGACAGUAGAAGGAAGACUGUGGACAACAAUGAGUUUAGCGCACUGUUAGCCAGCCUGAAGAUGAAGUUUGAGGCUGAAAAACAGGAAGUCUUGGCAGAAGACCUGGCUAAGGAGAGAGCGAGUGAAGGUAACGCAAGCCCAGACUACCCAAAGCGUGCCCACUGCCCCAAGUUGCAGCUCCUCUGCAGCAGGACACUUCCCCACACCACCCCAUUCCCGAGCAGAUCUUGCCGAGUGCUCUUUCACUUGAGCACUGUCACAGGACUGAGAGCCUCCUAGGAAAUGUGACUCCAUCAGGGUCACUGCCACAGAAAGCAUCCCACCAGUACCCAGCAGUUCCACAGGCACCUCUGGUCUGAGCUGCCACAAGGACGUGGCUGUGGCCUGGAGGUCUGAAGGCCUUUCUCACGUCUUGCUUCAAGGGCAUCUUCCCAGUAAGCCCCUGCUGCCCCGAAGGAGGCUUUCCCCCAUGAUGCUUCCUGUGCUGAAACCAAAGGAUGGACGGGGAGGGCAAGCUGCAGGAGACAAGCCCCCUGAGAGGUGAGAGAGAUGGAGAGACGUAGCGGGUACUGGUGUGCCCUGGUCAUGGUGGCAGGGAGAUGUUUGUGUCAGCCACACUGCUGGGCAAAGGGCAUGGAAGUUUUCCUGCAGGAGAUAACUGGCAGUUCUGCUUUUCUCCCUAUG
This is a messenger RNA of Anas platyrhynchos (mallard), 2644 nucleotides long. The record is from RefSeq and is a predicted model, not a curated record. NCBI's taxonomy places the organism in Eukaryota, Metazoa, Chordata, Aves, Anseriformes, Anatidae.